Molecule: messenger RNA, 2168 nt
Organism: Astyanax mexicanus (Mexican tetra)
Lineage: Eukaryota; Metazoa; Chordata; Actinopteri; Characiformes; Acestrorhamphidae
Gene: cetn2
Product: centrin, EF-hand protein, 2
Exons: 5
Coding region: 186-704 (172 amino acids)
Biological process (GO): mitotic cell cycle; centriole replication; nucleotide-excision repair
Cellular component (GO): centriole; centrosome
Molecular function (GO): calcium ion binding
Source: RefSeq, a predicted model, not a curated record
GCGGGGAGGAGCGGGUGAUGCUGAGAGCGCGGAGGGGUCGUGAUGCUCAGUGAUGUUGGUCUGAUAUAUUUAUUAUAUCUGUGUGAUUUAUUUAUUCGGAUCAGUUUAAUCUAAAAUAAGAGGAUUUUACUGAAUAUCAGUCUGUGCUGAUCUGCUGAACUCUGGUCGGUGAUCUCGCGCGUGUGAUGGCCACCAGCGCUAAGAGACCGUCUCUCGGAGCCGCGGCUCCCCGAAAGAAAACCAGCCCUAAACCCGAACUGACCGAGGAGAUGAAGCAGGAGAUCCGAGAAGCUUUCGAGCUGUUUGAUACUGAUGGUUCCGGUCACAUCGAGGUGAAAGAGCUAAAGGUGGCCAUGAGAGCUCUCGGGUUCGAGCCCAAAAAGGAGGAAAUAAAGAAAAUGAUUGCAGAUGUGGAUAAAGACGGAACCGGCAAGAUCUCCUUCAACGACUUUCUCACAAUCAUGACCCAGAAAAUGGCUGAAAAAGAUUCAAAAGAGGAAAUUCUAAAGGCCUUCAGACUGUUUGAUGACGAUGAAACUGGAAAGAUAUCGUUCCGUAACUUAAAGCGAGUCGCAAAAGAGCUCGGAGAGAACCUCACCGACGAGGAGCUUCAGGAGAUGAUUGAUGAAGCAGAUCGGGACGGUGAUGGAGAAGUGAACCAGCAGGAAUUUCUCCGGAUCAUGAAGAAGACUUGUUUGUACUGAACGGGUGGAAAAUUGCAUUAUGGGGUCCAUUUAAAUUAGCAGAACUUUAAUACUUAAAUAAUUAACAAAAUGAGACGUUUAGAAACUUUAUUAAAAGAUUAAAAACAUUAAUCCAGAGUUUAUUCUAGAAGUUAAGAUAAUUUAGGUGUGAUAAAUAACAAUGUCUUUGUAAAGAUGAUAUAAUCUGAUAUCUGUAGAUCAGUGAUAUCUCUAAAACUCCUCCUGAAGAUCCACUUCAACACCAGUUUAGUUUAGUUCCAACCUGCAUUAAACAGUACCGUAUCUGAGCCAGCCAAUCCAGAACCAGGAUUAUCUGUAGAAGACCAAUUAUCUGCUGUAGAAUAUGGUUAAGAAUAUGUUGGAACAAGGAGCUCCAGGAAUUAGGGUUAGGUAAACACUGAUAAUCGAUUCUACUAUUCUAUUUAUUAUUCUACGUAAUUCUCCCAUCAUUAUACAGUACAGGCCAAAAGUUUGGACUCUGCUUCUCUUUUUCAGUGCAUUUUCUUUAUUCUUUAUUUUCAUGAUUAUUUCCAUUGUAGAUUCUCACUGAAGCAUCAAAACUAUGAAUGAACACAUGUGGAGUUUUAUGUACUUAAUAAAAAAUGAUCUGAACCUCCACAGUCACCGGACCUGAACCCAAUCCAGAUGGUUUGGGGUGAGCUGGAGCACAGAGUGAAGAAGACAAAGGAGCAACAAGUGCUAAUAAACACCUCUGGGAACUCCUUCCUUCCUUCAAGACUGUUGGAAAACUUUUCAUUUCAGGUGGCCACCUCUUAAAUGAAGCUCAUUGAGAGAAUGAUGCCAAGAGUGUGCAAAGCAGUAAUCAGAGCAAAGGGGGGCUAUUUUGAAGAAACUAGAUUAUAAAACAUGUUUUUUUUUUCAGCUAUUUUACCUUUUUUUAUUAAGUACAUAAAACUCCACAUGUGUUCAUUCAUAGUUUUGAUGCUUCAGUGAGAAUCUACAAUGUAAAUAAUCAUGAAAAUAAAGAAAACACACUGAAAAAGAGAAGCUGUGUUUAAACUGUAUAACAGAUACAGAUUAGGUAAAGGACCGUCUCCUCUUGUAGCUUCUGUUUGUUUGAGUUCAGCGUUUCUUUCCGCAGUGCCUAGAAUGGCCUCUGGUGGUAAAUGGUAGGUUUUGACCUCAGCGUCGGCCCUUUCUGAGGGUUUUCUCUGUAACUGUACGCAGAUAUUUAGCCUGGCUGUGCUGCUUGCUGCUCCUCUGGCCGUAUCUUCAGGGAGUUCUUCAGUGUGUGAUUAACGUGUGCUGAUCUCGUCGUGUGCCUGAGCUUUUGGAAAAGGGAAUCGUAACUCCACAGCAGUUCUGUAAAGUGUUCUUGUGGUCGUAUUUUUCCACUUUGUACGGAAUGUCUCCUGUUUAUACUCUUUCGCUGGUAUUAAGUGUUUUGUACAGAACAAACCCAGUAUGACUUACUGUUUAAAGCAUAAAAAAAUAGGAGCAGUU